UUUGAACAGAUGUCAGAUAUAAAGACCGCCUGCUUUCAGAUCAAAUUGCUGUUGCCAAGGUCUCGCGAGCUUUGUCUUAAACAGUUGAUUAUAAUGUCAGCACAGUCCAAUUUGCAAGCUUUAAAGAAGCAGCUGAACACUGCAUUUUGCUGAAGUAUUAAAGAACUUGGCUCUUUUUAAAAAACAAACAAACUUUGGAGUCUCUUUAAUACAAACAAGGGAAUCAUGAUGUGCACGAAUGGAGCAUGCAGCCACAAAGGCAUCCUCAUGAGGUUUCUUCUGCUCUUCAUGUGUGUUCAGAAGGUAUGCACUGAAGAAGACACUAUCAUUGCCACUAAGAAUGGAAUAGUAGAAGGGGUGAACUUGCCUGUACUUGGUGGAACUGUAACAGCCUUCCUAGGAAUUCCUUAUGGAAAGCCACCUAUUGGUAGACUUCGGUUCCAAAAGCCAGAGCCUCGGGAAAAAUGGAUGGGGGUUUGGGAUGCCACCAAGUAUGCAAACUCUUGUUAUCAGAACAUAGACAACACUUUCCCUGGAUUUGCAGGAUCCGAGAUGUGGAACCCCAACACAAACCUGAGUGAAGAUUGCCUCUACCUCAACAUAUGGGUACCUUCUCCCAAGCCUAAGAAUGCAUCUGUGAUGGUAUGGAUCUAUGGAGGAGGCUUCCAGACUGGGACAUCGUCAUUGCCUGUCUAUGAUGGCAAAUUUCUGGCCCGAGUUGAAAGAGUCAUUGUGGUUUCAAUGAACUAUAGGUUAGGGGCGUUAGGAUUCUUGGCCUUGCCAGGAAAUGUGGAAGCCCCAGGAAAUGCAGGCUUGUUUGAUCAACGGCUGGCCCUUCAGUGGGUCCAGGACAACAUAGAAGUCUUUGGUGGCAAUUCUAAAAGUGUGACAUUAUUUGGAGAGAGUGCUGGAGCAGGGUCUGUCAGCUACCAUCUUCUUUCUCCUAAAAGCUAUCCUCUCUUCACUAGGGCAGUCAUGCAAAGUGGUUCUGGAAAUGCCCCUUGGGGCGCACUUGCACCCUCUGAAGCAAAGAGGAGAACACUGGCUCUAGCUGAACUCGUCCACUGCACCAGAAGCAAUGAAACCGAAACCAUUUUUUGUCUACGCAACAAAGAUCCCCAAGAUAUACUUGAGAAAGAAGUGUCCGUCUUAACAUACAGCGCUCUUUUAGAACUUUAUUUCACUCCAGUUGUUGAUGGGGACUUCCUUGUUGACAUGCCAGGAACGUUGCUGAAGGAUGGGAAAUUUAAGCAAACACAGAUCUUGAUGGGUGUGAAUAGAGAUGAAGGGACAGCUUUUCUUGUGUAUGGAGCACCUGGCUUCAGCAAAGAUAACAACAGCCUCAUCAAUGAAACAAAUUUCCGGGCAGGUUUGAAGCUCUCCUUUCCAGAAUCAAGUGAAGUUGGGUUGGAGUCUAUCAGUUUCCACUAUUCAGAGUGGGAGAAUGAGCAGAACCCUUUCAAUUAUCGCAAUGCUAUGGAUGAUAUCCUUGGGGAUUACAAUUUCAUUUGCCCUGUGGUAGAGUUCCUAAAAGCAUUUGCCAGUGCUGGGAACAGUGCAUUUCUAUAUUUCUUUGAGCACCGAUCUUCAAAACUUCCUUGGCCGGAGUGGAUGGGAGUCCCACAUGGUUAUGAAAUAGAGUUUGUCUUUGGACUACCUCUAGAGAGAAGAGUGAAUUAUACCAAAGCAGAGGAAACACUGAGUAGGUCUAUCCUAAGAUAUUGGGCAAGUUUUGCAAAAACUGGAAUACCCAGUGGGACUCAGAUUAAUGGGACAAGAUGGCCAGUCUUCACCAGCGCUGAACAAAAAUACUUAACGUUAAGCACAGAAGCGUCAAAGAUUCGUACAAAAUUACGUGCCCGGCAGUGCCGAUUCUGGAAUAUAUUUUUUCCCAAAGUCCUGGAGAUGACAGGAAACAUUGAUGAAGCAGAACGAGAGUGGAAAGCAGGAUUCCUUCACUGGAACAAUUACAUGAUGGACUGGAAAAAUCAAUUUAAUGAUUACGUUACUAAGAAGGAAAGCUGCACAGGUCUCUAAUUAAAAGUUUCAGCCUUGCUGGAAUGCCUGUAUUGUCAGAGAUCAAGGCAAACACACAGAUAGCUAAUGUAGCAUAUCCAGCAAGCAUGUUAUGCAGGCUCAGUGACAUGUCACAAAUAUACUGGUCUUCCAGAUCCACUUCUAUUUAUAUCAAUAAAUGUUAUAUAGCACAUCUACCCUUCAGGAAAUGGAGAAGAGAUGAGGGCGAUUAAAGCAGGAGGAGGAUAGAUACAUGCAUGGAUAAAUACUUGGCCCCAGUUUAAGUCACAUGGCACCCAAAAUAAGGCAUUGGCAUAGACUAGUGGUACAUACUUGUACUAUGUACAUUGUACAUAGACUAGUUGUGCAUGUGGGUGGGAACAUGGAUUGGGCCGCAUAUCAGAGUAGUUUUCUUCCUUCGUAACUCCCAUCGACCCUAAAUAUGCCCCCUGACUAAUUUUUUAUUGGGCUUGUGUGAAGCUGAAGCUGAAUACGCUGCAGAUCCUCUUGGCCCUGUGCAGAGAUGACCAUUCUCACUGCUCAGUGUUGUGUUUUGCCCAAUGCCAGUGGGGCUCCUUGAAGGGAAACAGAGCCUUCUUGAGCUCUUGCACCAUCUUGGAAGGUGUGCAUGGAGUUCUAGAAAGUGUCGCCCUUCCCAUUGUUUUCCCUAUAGAGCUCUUAAGAGAGGGUUCUGUCUGUCUUAUGGGGCCCUCCUAGCACUGAGAAAAGUGCUGUACUGUGCAGAGGUCAGCAUUGUCGGAAAUGGCUCUCACACGGAAGGUUUCUGGCCCAAAUGGACCCUGCUUGGAAAAUAGUGAAGAUCACUGCAUUAGAGUGUGCAUUCCAUUCAAAGCACAGAUAGAAUGCAGUGUUCAAAUGCACAGUAGAAACCACAUAACAUUGCAGAUAGAGUGCAUCCUUCAGAUAGUGUUUUUUAAAGCACAUUAGAAUGCAUAUCCCACUUAUACCUGCAGUUCCCAAUCCAGCAAGUACACAGGUCUCCCUGUGCACAUGGAUCUCUUUAGGUGGCUUGGGGUAAGCAAGUUUCACUCUUAAAAAGCAUUUGUGAAGUUUAAGCAGAAAAAUGCAACAUUUUCUUGUCCUUAAGCAUAGAGAAGUAUCAGUAUUCUAGAACGCUGCCAUAGAAAGCACAAAUCAGCAUAUCCAACUGCAAUGUUACAGUGUUUUAAUCCAGCUUGAGCUAUAAUUUAGCAACAUAUCAAGAGUUGCCAACUUCAGAGGAAACAAGAUCUUAUUGUCUUGGGGGCCGGGGGGCCCAGACAGUUACUAAAUCUGAAUUUCUCAUUCCUUGAAAUGAAACAUUCUGGGGAAUCAAACACACACCAACAAAUUAUACAAUAUUCCUUACUAGGGUCAAAGGAACACAGAAUAAUUUCUUCAGGAUUCAGAUGAAACUUUUUUUAUUUUUGUAAAUCCAUGAUAGACAGCCCAUGAGGAAUGCAAACCAUUGCUAUUUCCAAUGGUUUGUCUAGAACUUUUAAUCUGGCUGCCUUCGGACGUUGUUAAGAACCAUGGGUUCAGUGAACCCAUGGUUCUCUUGCUCGUCCCCCAACACACUCCCAGAUGAGCUGGAGUUGCUGUCUCAGAACCUGAAAGGGGGCAGAAACUGACUGCAUAGGCAUCCCAGGACCCGGGAAGGAAAGCUUGCCAGCCUAUGGACUCUGAGAAGUGGGAGGAACUUCCUCCCUUAACUCUGAUUUGCGUGAGUUGCUGAAACCAGACAACAUGUUCCAGCCUCUGGACCCUCAGUUUGGUAAGUGAAUCUUACUUACCACCAAGGGUUCAUUCAGAGGCUGGGGGUGGUAAUCAGUGCCAUGGUUGGAUCUCAAAACCAUGGCUCUGACUGUUCAGAUGUCACAGGAUGGGGGACAACCUGAGGUGAGUUUGCCUCAGGUUUCCUAUGGCAUGCAAAGGCAGCCUUCGCAAAGUACUUUGGGAGGAGAAUUGACACCGAAACUUGGAAAGAAGUGCAAUUUGAAGCAAAUUCCCCAGGGAGAAACAUCUGAAAAUUUUUGAAGGGAAACCAUCCUGUGUUCUCUCUAUUCCCCCCCCACCACCACCACCACCACCUGUGUACUGAAUGAGUAUUGUUCUGGGCAGCAUUAUCAAGGCAGUGUGCGCACAUGUUACUCCCCAGUUGCAGGGAAGUAACAGCAGGAGAGAGGGCAUGCCCUCACCUCUUGCUUGUGGUCUUCCCGGAGGCAUCGGGGGGGGGGGGCACUGUGUGAAACAGGAUCCUGGACUAGAUGGGCCUGAUCCAGCAGGGCUGUUCUUAUGUUCAGAGUAGGGCCUUUCUGAUUCAACCUGAGCAGGAACUAUAAUUAACUGAGAGAUAUAAAAAAAAAACAUAAUGAAUGCGUGUACACAUGCACAUCUUAGAAGGAACACUGAAACCAACAAAUUUCGGUAAGGCAAGUGAAAUUUCUCAGGGGGUUCUGCUUCUCCCUAUUUGCAACCAUAAAUUUGAUUGUUCUUAAAUCAUCACAGUGGUCAGCAUUAUUCCCAUUCCACAGUUCAGGAACUAAAUGGUGAUUGGUGAGUUUUGGAGUCGGUAGGGCUGCAUAUCUUCCAAAAAUUCCACUGUUUUCCCUCCUCUUGCUGAACUUUGUCUAAAUAAAUUUUGCCAGCUUAAGACCUGGCUGGAGUUGGUCAUUGGUACAGUAUGACGGCUAAGAGCUUGAGCUGCAAGACUGGAUGUGGGAAGUUAUGGAUGGAGAAAGUUGUUGAAAGGGAAGUUCACCCUCUCACCUGUGCCAAAAAAAAAAAAAAAGUCCACCAAAAACUGCCAGAGUACUCAGAUUGCAGUGUCCACCACCACUUUCCAGUUCCCUAUCAGAACCCAAAAGAAAUGUGUGCAAUUAUUAGUGGCCCUCUUCAGAUAUUAUAGGGAAAGGGAUUCUUUCAGAUGGAGCUUGUUUUUGUGAUUUGAAGGCUGGGGUACCCCAGUCUUCAUCACACUUACAACAUGGUGUCUUCAGACAAAUGGCGUAAGCACUGUCAGUGCAUCAGCAUGAGCUUCUUGAGCACAGCAGUACUGGAGUGGGGCUUUUUGGUGCAAUCUCAAGAUCCUGUACAUAGGUAUACCAUCCCUUAAGAGAGAGAGAGAGAGAACAUAUGAAGGCUUGUGAAUAUGCAUAAUCCAGGAGGGCAGAGUUGGGUAACAAUGUCAAGACAAGAGGUAGGCUCAUUCCAGUGCGGGAUAGAAGAAAAGUAGUUAAGUGUUUUCAGGCUCAUUAUGUAUUAUUCAUCAUGUUUUAAGACUCAUGGUCUUAAAACCACAAAUCUCUCCCAUAUACAGGGAUUACAGCAAAAGUUUGGAUGCUGACUAUGAACCAAGGUUUGUGGUAGGCAAAUUGCAUCAGAUGUGUAUGCUGUUUUAUAAUCAUCUUUUCCAUAAGAUAAAAGGGAUAAUAAAGGUAUAUUUUGAGAGCAAUCACACUCUCUAAUGUUUGUAAGCAAUCACAUGUUAAAAAAAGAUACUUUAUUAAAGGACAGUCUGUGGAGAAAGCAAAACAAAUAACUAUAAUAAAAUUCAGUGUAAAACUA
Hemicordylus capensis (graceful crag lizard) is the source of this 5583-nucleotide messenger RNA. It is a transcript of the gene BCHE, whose product is annotated as butyrylcholinesterase. The transcript has 4 exons. Gene Ontology annotation, molecular function: acetylcholinesterase activity. Gene Ontology annotation, biological process: choline metabolic process; acetylcholine catabolic process. NCBI's taxonomy places the organism in Eukaryota, Metazoa, Chordata, Lepidosauria, Squamata, Cordylidae. The record is from RefSeq and is a predicted model, not a curated record. The coding region runs from base 226 to 2037 and encodes 603 amino acids. Gene Ontology annotation, cellular component: plasma membrane.